This is a messenger RNA of Owenia fusiformis, 915 nucleotides long. Lineage: Eukaryota; Metazoa; Annelida; Polychaeta; Sabellida; Oweniidae. The record is from the annotation of a GenBank genome assembly.
GUUUAUUCCAUUUUUAGAGGUGGAAAGUAAGGUGAAAUCAGUGAACUUUUUUGCAAGGGUAUCCAGCUUCCAAAACGGAUAUAUUUAUAAGGUAAUUGUUUGUUUGGAGUGGAUCUCAGAAUCAGCUUUGAGAGCUGUAUUCUAGUCUCUGUUAAUUCUCGCUUGAGGGAACUGACUUGCAAGGAAAAACAUAUCUUGGAUCUUCGCCACAGAGUGAAGUAUUUGGGUGCGGAAUUGAUUGGAAUAGAAACUCAGAAGCAUAAUUAAUUGGACAUAACUAUCAUGAAGCAAGGGAACUAGACAGAUUUGGAAUGCAAUAUUACUAAUGAAGUCUAAAUGUUUAUAUCUGCGAAAUCAUGAAACUGUCGACUAAGAUCUACGUAUAUCACGUUUGUCCCAGUAGUUUGCUGUCAUAAACUAAUGCAGUCAAUGAUAUGAACAAGUGUGAUUAAGUUCAAAAUUAAUAUUGAACCAUGGGACGAACCGAAAGGACCCAAAGACUCCGGGUCGUCCAAAGUAGACAAGACAUAACACCACCGAGGAAGAGGAUCGUGAUAAAUAAUCUACAAAAUCUAUUUCAAAGUACGAGUACAAAUAACAGUUGCUAUAGUAAUACAAAUGGUUGCCAUAGCAACAUGCAGGGGAGCGGGAACUCUAAUAAACUCAGGACUAUCUUUAUCGUUAAAUGCCCCACCUCAAAAAAUAAAAACACUUGUAAAAGCGUUGAUAUCUCAUCAACGAUGACAACAGCCACUGCCACGGUAACCUCAAGUUCACAUGAACACGUAACAACCAAUCCAGCUGCAGAUAGUAAUAAAGAAAUCAGUUAUACAAGGAAGAGAAAAGCUAACAGUCAAGGUUCAAGUCAACCUUAUAAACGGACACUAACAGACUCGGCAAAAACACAAGAUCACC